This is a messenger RNA of Hevea brasiliensis (rubber tree), 3158 nucleotides long. Its product is annotated as receptor-like protein EIX2. Gene Ontology annotation, molecular function: protein binding. The record is from RefSeq and is a predicted model, not a curated record. Lineage: Eukaryota; Viridiplantae; Streptophyta; Magnoliopsida; Malpighiales; Euphorbiaceae.
UCAAGCUCUUCACUAAAAUACUUCACCAUUAGUUUUUGCCUUCCAAGCUCAUGGAAAACAUAAUGACUAGUGCUACUUUUACACUCCCUUUCCUUUGGUUUGCCUUGCUAGCGACCAUUAUCAGUCUAGGCCCUUGCCAAGGAAGUCUCAGUGGCGAUUGCAUCCAGAGUGAAAGAGAAGCUCUUUUGAACUUCAAACAUGACCUCAUCGAUCCUUCUAACCGGCUUGCUUCUUGGGGUGGUGAUGUGGACUGUUGUGGAUGGUCUGGAGUAAUCUGUGACAAUCUCACCAGCAAUGUUCUUGGGCUCCAUCUUGGAAGUCUUUCUCAGGAAGAGUAUUAUGCCUUUAAUGCCACUGCUGACUAUUAUGAAUAUCGGGAAACGUCGAUAUUCGGAGGUAAGAUUAGUCGAUCUUUACUCAACUUGAAGCAUUUGAAAUACCUGGACCUGAGCAACAAUGAUUUUGGAGGAAUUUCUUUUCCCAAAUUCCUUGGCUCUAUGGAAAGCUUAACACACCUUAACCUCUCUAGCGCAGGAUUCGGAGGAAUGAUUCCUCAUGAACUUGGCAAUCUCUCAAAUUUGCAGUAUCUUAAUCUCUUUAGUCCUUAUCCUGAAACAUAUGUUGAGAAUUUGAAUUGGAUUUUUGGUCUUUCUUCCUUACAAUUCCUUGAUAUGACUUUUGUGAAUCUCAGUCAAGCCACCAAUUGGUUGAGUUCUUUGGAAGAAUUACACUUUUCAUGGUGUCAUCUUCCUAAUGUUCCUCCGCUCCUAAAUGUCAACUUUUCAUCUCUUUCCGUCCUUGAUUUGUCUUGUAACUUUUUUCAAGGUCCCGUGCUUCAUUUUGUUCAAAACAUUACUUCACUCAAGGCACUUGAUCUAUCUUCUAACCUUUUUAAUUCUUCCAUACCUGAUUGGUUAUAUGGUUUUAGCCAACUUGAGCUCCUCAAUCUUCGUAGGAAUCAAUUGCAAGGUGAAAUUUCGAGUGAUACUGGAAACCUGACUUCUUUAGUUAGCCUUGACUUGUCUUGGAAUGAACUUGAGGGAAGAAUACCUUCGUCGUUCCAAAAUCUUUGUAAUUUGAAGUCACUCUUUUUGUCGGAGACCAAAUUAAGCCAAGAAAUAAAAAACAUCUUUGAAAUUCUGUCUUGUGUUUCAAAUGUGCUAGAGGAACUAUAUUUAAGCAAUUGUCAACUAUCUGGUCCACUUCCCAUCUAUCUAGGAGAUUUCACCUCGGUGAGAGCUUUAUACCUCUCUGAUAACAACCUGAAUGGAACUCUCCCCUUUAGUUUUGGAGGACUUAGAGAACUAAAAGAAGUCGACAUUUCUUAUAAUUUAUUGGAGGGUGAUGUCACUGCAGUUCACUUUUCAAAUAUCACUAAAUUGUCCAGUUUUUUGGCUUCUGGGAAUCAAUUGAGGUUGAAAGUGGACCCCAAUUGGAAUCCCCCUCCUCAUAUUUCUGAAAUGGAUUUGGGGUCUUGGACAAUCGGGCCUCACUUUCCCUACUGGAUUCGUUCAUUAAAGUAUUUAUCAUUUCUAAAUUUGUCAAAUUCAGGAAUUGCUAGCACCAUCCCUGUUUGGUUCUGGAAAUUGUCUUACAAUUUUUUGUACUUGAAUAUCUCCCACAACCAAAUCCAUGGAGUAAUUCCAAAUAUAUCAAAUCUUCCUCCAAGUUAUGACCGGGAAGAAUUUGGCUCAGUGGUGGACUUGGGCUCGAAUAGGUUCCAGGGUCCAUUGCCAUGUAUGUUCUCCAACGCCAGUGUGUUAUAUCUUUCCAAUAAUUCAUUUUCUGGACCCUUAUCCGUGUUCUUAUGUUACAAAAUGCAUGAGCCUGGGCAUUUGAACAUUCUAGACCUUGGAGGAAAUCUUUUAUCCGGUGAAAUCCCAGAUUGUUGGACAAAAUGGAAAUGGCUGAGGGUUUUAAUUUUAAGAAACAACAAACUUAAUGGCAACAUUCCUUGGUCCAUUGGAACUUUAAGGCAUCUCGAUUCACUGCAUCUUCGCAGCAACAACCUCUCGGGCGAAAUUCCAUCGUCACUUCAAAAUUGUACAGGAUUAUCCAUUUUAGACUUUGGUGAAAAUAGAUUAGAAGGAAGUAUUCCAAAAUGGAUGGGGGAAAAACUAUCAAGUAUGAUUAUUCUCAAUCUCCGUACAAAUAAAUUUCAUGGCCACAUACCUAAACAGUUAUGUUUAAUGACUUCUUUACGUAUUUUGGAUUUUGCUGAUAACAAUCUUUCUGGUACCAUACCCAAGUGUCUCAACAACUUCAAUGCAAUGGUUAAUAAGCGUGAUUCCAUGUAUCUUCCUGGGGUGAUAUCUUAUGGUACAUGGGAAUUUUUGGAGAGCAUCUCCAUUGUCACAAAAGGGAGCAUGAAUGGAUAUACCAGCAUUCUCGGAUUCGUGAGAAGUAUAGAUAUUUCCAAAAAUAAACUAGAGGGAGAGAUUCCUAAGCAAAUAACAAGCCUAGAAGCACUGCGAUAUUUGAAUUUGUCCCAAAAUUUCUUGACCGGAAGAAUUCCUUCAAAUAUGGGUGCUAUGGAAUCAAUAGAAGUAGUGGAUUUGUCUCAAAAUCAAUUAUUUGGUGAAAUCCCUCAAAGCCUAGUGAAUUUGACAUUCCUGAGCAAUUUAAACUUAUCCUUCAACAACUUGAGUGGGAUAAUCCCUUCCAGCACUCAAUUACAAAGCUUGAGUUCAUCGAACUUCAUGGGCAAUGAGGAGCUUUGCGGACUUCCUCUUAAAAAUUGCAGUGUUGAUCCUGCUACUCCUCCCAUUGGAAUAGAAAGAGGGGAAGAUGACAAAGGUUCUGAAUCAUUUCCUUGGUUCUAUUUCUAUGUGAGCAUCGUGCCUGGAUUUGUGGUGGGGUUUUGGGUAGUGUUGGCUCCUUUAAUGUUUAACAGAAGAUGGAGGCUUUUAUACUUUAAUUUUCUAGAUCGUUUGUGGGAUAAAAUUGUGUGUAGUUUUAUGUAAAUAUUGUUAAAAGUUGUAAAAGGUCGUGGUUUCUAUAAAAAAAAAAAAAAAAAUUGUGUGAAAUGGGCUAUGCAUGUCUGCAAAAGUGAGUUAGAAAACUUAGCUUUAUAUUUGUCAUGAGGGGUGGCUUUGUAUUGUUGUGCAGUUGUUUUGUAAUUUUGAAUUGUGUUUAAUAAAAAUUGAGAAGUCUUGUGA